Rattus rattus (black rat) is the source of this 936-nucleotide messenger RNA. It is a transcript of the gene Upk3bl2, whose product is annotated as uroplakin 3B like 2. The record is from RefSeq and is a predicted model, not a curated record. The transcript has 6 exons. Bases 25 to 777 code for a protein of 250 amino acids. Lineage: Eukaryota; Metazoa; Chordata; Mammalia; Rodentia; Muridae.
GAUAGCUGGAAGCUCAGCACAGCCAUGGAGCCCCACAGGAAACAGUCUAUGCUGCUGCUGCCCCUGUUGGUGCUGGUGACUUGUGUCCAGCCCGGAACAGGUCUGGAGAGUAUUAACUAUGUCCCCCAGCUCCCCAGUGCCACCCUGGAGGGGAGACUCACACAAUCUACCUUCACGCUAGAGCAACCCCUGGACCAAUUCGAGAAUGCCAACCUCUCUGACGCAGACCCCAUCUGGCUGGUGGUGGCUCGCAGUGACGCCGCCCAGAACUUUACUGCCCCACGGAAGGUGGAAGACAAGCACGCCCCUGCUCACUUUGACGACAAUGGCUACUACCUCACACUGAGGGCCAGUCGGGUGCACUACAAGGGCCGCCAGAAUGACAGCCGGCUUCGAGUCCUCCGUGUGGGGAAUGACAACAAUUGCUCUCUGGAGUCCCAGGGCUGUAAUUGCCUUUGCCAGGGGCAGGGCCCACACAGAGUGAAAUUCCUGGCGAUGAACGCCAAGGGACCCGUGGCUGAGACGCUGUGGUCCAAAGAGAUCUACCUGCAGCAAGCCCAGACAUUCCGAGGAGCUCCAGGGUCCCAGAGCAAGGGUACUGUGGUCAUCAUUGCCUUCUCGUCAAUCCUACUGGCCAUCCUGCUUGCGGUCUUCCUCAUGUUGGUCAUAUCUGCUUGCUGCUCGAGCACUUCCGUGUCCAGCCCAGAGGAGCAAGUGCGCAUGCGACGAUAUCACACGCAUCACGUGGGCAGCCUCCCAGCCGAGCGCAGCUCCUGAGAGUUUCUGAGGGCUUUCUCCGGGGGCCGAGUUGCUGAGCCUGAGCUGGGGUCCACCUGGAAGCUUCUGGAACCCAAGGGAAGGGUUUUCAGUUCAAAUCUUGGAAUAGGCAAUCUUUAUCAGAAAUAAAUGUCCCAAAUACCUUUGCGCUUUAUCUCA